Nicotiana tabacum (common tobacco) is the source of this 723-nucleotide messenger RNA. Its product is annotated as blue copper protein 1a-like. Gene Ontology annotation, molecular function: electron transfer activity. Lineage: Eukaryota; Viridiplantae; Streptophyta; Magnoliopsida; Solanales; Solanaceae. The record is from RefSeq and is a predicted model, not a curated record. Gene Ontology annotation, cellular component: plasma membrane.
AUGGCCUCGAAAGCUUUCUUGAUUGCAAUUGCUGUUGUUAGUAUGAUUGUUGCACCAACAAUUGCAAUUGAGCAUUUGGUUGGGGAUGAUCAAGGUUGGAAGCUCAACUUUGACUACAAAGCAUGGGCUGAGAGCAAAGAGUUCCAUAUUGGAGAUAAGCUCAUUUUCAAGUACAAGGAAGGAGCACAUAAUGUGUUCAAAGCAGAUCUAAUAUCUUUCCAAGACUGUGCACCAACAACUACUACUACAUCCUUCCACACUGGAAAUGAUGUGAUUGAGCUGACAUCUCCCGGCAAGAAAUGGGCAGAGUACAUUGCCCUGAAAGCUAAGAACAUUCAAGAGAAAGAGGAGAAGCCAGAAGAAAUGUUUUCAUUACCAAAUCAGUUACAAGUAAAGCCCAGGCCUGCCAGUGUUCGCAAUUGCGAACCAUCCUUCGCAAAUGCGAAGUCAUCAGGGGAGGGCCAAUAUCGCAAUUCUGACAACUUGUUCGCAAUUGCGAGGUUAGCAGACAAUGCCCAGAUCCCGGUGCUAGAGCUUUUGAACCACAGUGAGGUUGCAGUCUUCAGUCCAUCAGGAGACCCGAGGGCCCAUUCUUCCAUGUUGUUUCAUUCAGCACUUGAGGCUUCUCACGGUGCUCUAGAUGGCCGUAAUUCUCAUAUGCAGUAUUCCGAUCAACUGCCCUAUAGUGCACCGCCAGAUCUUAUCAAUGCACCACCACUCUAG